AGGCCUAUUACAGAGCCAAGAUGGCGAUGACAGAGCGCUCUUUUCUUGUUUAAAAACUAGCGCUCGGAGGCGGGUCUGAAAUUGCAUCACAGCUGAUCUGGAACCCUCCCCGCCCCCCUCGGAGUUGUUUUUGCAUGAGAUUGACGAGAGGAUCUCCUUAUUUUCUGUUUUAGCUGUUUUAGAUUUAAACAGUUGGACUGGCUUUCUUUCUCGACCUUUAAUACUAAUUCAUAGAGCUGCACGCACAAUGCCCUUUAUUUGCAGCAAAAAUGCUUUGACCGCAAAUUUCAGAGAAAUCUUUUGUGAAUUCAAGUCAGCUUUGACCCAGUUUUGGUGUUCGAGGCUUUGAUUUUGUUGGUCUCCCGCAGAGAUGAUUUCGGCCGGCGAGGAGGUCACUUCCAGCUUGUUGAGCCCCGGAGGAGGUGCAAUCUCCCCUGCUUUGGAGCUGAGCCUCACCACAGCGUACACCGUCCUGUACUCGCUCCUCUUCGGCUUCAUCUACCUGCAGCUGUGGCUCGUUCUGCACUACGGAUACAAACGCUUUAGCUACCAGAGUGCGUUCUUGUUCCUGUGUUUACUGUGGGCAGCGCUCAGGACGACCCUCUUCUCUUUCUACUUUGAAAAUGGGACGCAGGCCAAGCAGCUACAGCCGCUGGCCUACUGGUUGCUCUACUGCUGUCCGGUCUGCCUCCAGUUCUUCACCCUUUGCCUGCUCAACCUCUACUUCUGGCAGGUGGUAUUUAAGGCAAAAGCCAAGUAUUCCCCAGAGCUCACCAAAUACAGGGUGGCUCUAUCACUACUCUUCCUGUCCGUCUGUAUAUUUUUCCUUGUGGUGAAUUUAACGUGCGGAUUGUUGGUGCAGGGAGCUUUGGAGCGUUCUGAAUUGCCAAGUGACAGGAGUGUUAGACAUGCUGUCCUGGCCCGUGUCCUGAUCAAUGAUGGCCUCUUCGUCCUGUGUGCUGUAUCUCUGGCUGUCUGCAUCUUCCGCAUUGCUAAGAUGUCCUCCGCCAAUGUUUUCCUCCAAUCUAAGGGAACAUCAGUGUGUCAGGCGGCAGCUAUGGGGGCGAUGGUGAUUGUCCUCUACACGUCGAGAGCAUGUUACAACCUGGUGGUGUCGCUGUCGCCACUGGGUGAACCAGAUUUGUGCAACUACAGUUGGUACACAGUUUCUGAUCAGACUGAUGUGCUGAAGCUCAGCGGUGAAGCUUACAUGGUGUUUGGAAUCAUUUUGUUCUUCUGGGAGCUGCUGCCUACCAGCUUGAUGGUUCUUUUCUUCCGAGUCCAGAAGCCCAACCAAAACAUGGUUCCUGCAGGAAUCCUCAAUAGCCACACUUUUGGCUCCAGGGAUUCUUUUUUCGACAACCCGAGGCGGUAUGACAGUGAUGAUGACCUGCCCAGAAACAACAGGAGCGAUCGAGCUAGCCUGCCCUCGUCCACGAUGCAGCCCAGUUGUGUCUCCAGUUGGUACGGCUCUAUCCAAUGUAACGGGACACUGGUGUCAACCCAGCCGCCGCCAUCCUCCGCCACAGCCCCUCUUCUAUUCGCUUACAGAAACGUCCAGAGUACCCAGCACCAUCACCACAACUACUACUCCACACCGCAAAGUAAUCAACACCAUCAUGGUUAUAAUUACUCUACUCCUCAGAGCUGAGAAGAAAAGGUUUGGAGAGGAAGGAUUGUUUCAUAAAAAAUACAAGCUCUCAUGAAGACAUUGUGGACAAGAAAUGUAGCACCCAAAUUCCUCCCCUUUAUCCACAGGGUCACGCUUUGACAUUGUUAUAAAAAAGAAAAAAAAGCUGCAAAAAAUAAGAGUUAUAUUUGAACUAAGACGGUUGCCAGUGAAAGAUUCCAUUUCAGUGCCAUUGACAUCGGAAGCAUCAAUAGCAGCCAGUGAGUUAAGGACAGAUUCAAGUUCAUAAAAAAACAUAAUGACUGAUUGCAGCAGUUUAAUACUUCCGAGUACAAAAACCACCAAACGAAAUAUGUUUGCACCCACAUUAGAUGUCAUAGUCAUUAAGAGAAAGAUUGUUGUGGUCCACAGGCUGGACAGUUUGGCCAAAAACUUUUAUAAGCUUUUGCUGCAACCUUUUGCACUUGGACGUGUUCAUCCUCCGACAGUGGAAGAGGACGUCACUGCCGUCACGUCAAAUCUCAUUCUUUCAUUCCUUAAGGAAAAUGUUUGCACAAGAUAGUCAAGUGAUGCAAGGAUUGAAUUGUUUGCAUGUUUUGAGUUGAAAAUCGGUAUGUUUAUAGUCUGAACUAUGAGGAUGCUUUUAUACGCUUUUUUUUUUAAUCACCAGCUUUACUGAUUUAACGAGUUUGUACUUUUUCGUAGUUUACACAUUGUCUCGAAUUGAUUUCUUUAUUUAGAGUGUCUCACCUAUAUCCCCAAAGAAAGUUAACAAACUAAAAGUUGUGGGUUAAAUCGAAACGGCCCUCAACCUGCCAAACAGCAACCAAUGAGAGUGAGAUUAUUUCUUGGUUUAUUAUUUCCAUUAAAAAAAAAAUAAUGGGAGCUACAUACAAGAGACAUCUUUUUAGCUUGUAUGCAGUUUAAAGAUCUCCCUCAUUUUUCUUUAUGGAGGAUCGAAAGGUAGCUACAAAAUUCAAAAGUGGCAAAUAUGGGUCCCCAAACUGGUGGAGUUCAAACUAACUCUCCAUUCCAAACAAGCUUUGAUAGAUAGACACUGCUGCCACCAUGUUCUUGAAGUUUAUUUCUUGAAAUAUCAUUUAAGAAAGUUCUUUCCAUUUAUUGACAUACCAGUGUGCAGUAAAAGGCUUUGCAUCAUCAUUUAACAGGUUUAUCAUGUUUGAGAUGCAAUCCCUUGACGUAAGUUGUCAUUGAACCAGGACCAUACUGAAUGUAAACUGUUAUGUGACAGACAAAUCACAAAUGUCAUUAAAAUAAGCACUAUGUUUGAAUAAAGGCUUACUGCACUGUUUCAGAGAUAAAGGUCGUUUAUUAUAAA
Messenger RNA from Corythoichthys intestinalis (scribbled pipefish), 2969 nucleotides. RefSeq names its product G protein-coupled receptor 137c (gene gpr137c). NCBI's taxonomy places the organism in Eukaryota, Metazoa, Chordata, Actinopteri, Syngnathiformes, Syngnathidae. The transcript is spliced from 8 exons. Gene Ontology annotation, cellular component: lysosomal membrane. Bases 371 to 1651 code for a protein of 426 amino acids. Gene Ontology annotation, biological process: positive regulation of TORC1 signaling. The record is from RefSeq and is a predicted model, not a curated record.